AUGGGAGAUACACUACUUAGACUUGGAAGAGCAGUCACACUGCCAUCUGUACUGCUAGUCUCAUCUUCAUUAUACAUUGGCUACAGUUUACUACAAUAUAGGAACAAACAGAACAAGAUAGCCAACAAUCCUUACAUCAAACCUGUUAUAAACUCUUUGAUCAAUCAUUAUAAACAACAACAAUCAAAUAAGGAAUCAUCAUCAUCAUCAGAGAUUAAAGGUCAACAGUUAGACAUCAUCAUUGUUCAUGACUCAAAUGACGAGAGCAAAUUGGAGCAGGUCGACGAGGUUGCACAACAACUCUACAAACAAUUGACCUAUGCAGAGGAGAUAGGCAACAAGGCCUUCAAGCACAUCGUCAAUGUAUAUAGUAUCACCAAGGAGGAGUUCAUACACUACGAUCAGUACAACGCAUCAAAAGGUAGCUUUGUUGCUGUCGUCUACUUUGCCUGUAGCUAUCCGAGCAAUGUAACUCAGUUGUUAACACUCUGUGGCAAGGCUGCAAAGUUGUUAAAGCCUGGUCAUCCAUUCAUCACUCUUCUCGAUCACAGCGUAUCAUCACUGUCAUCAGGUGACAUGCCAUUAUCUAAUAAGGAAAUAGGAACAGUUUAUUCAUUGUCUGGUUACAGUGAUAUCAAACCUACAACAUCAGUCGAUGGACACGCUAUGACUAUGAUCACAAGUGUGUCACCAAGUUGGAGCAUUGGUGAGACUCAUCCAAUAAAUCUGUUGCUAUAA
Molecule: messenger RNA, 738 nt
Organism: Acytostelium subglobosum LB1
Lineage: Eukaryota; Evosea; Eumycetozoa; Acytosteliales; Acytosteliaceae
Exons: 2
Coding region: 1-738 (245 amino acids)
Source: RefSeq, a predicted model, not a curated record